UUCACUCUGUAUAUGUGGAGAGACGGUUUUCACACGUUCGGGAGACGAUUUUUUCCGCCACUGUCGCCGAACUGUCUGGCGUAACUAGCGACAGAGACGACGCACGCAGCACUUUGUCUCUGUUACUCGCAUGCAUCUAGUGUCUAUUAUUAAAAGGCGGCAAGGCGCUUAGUUUUGAACUAGCCGCUGAUCGUUCGAAAUCAGGAUUGAGAAAACGGUGUGAUCUUUUCCAAAAAAAAGCUUUUUUCAGUUUAAGUCAGUUUUCGAUCAACAAAGUGAAAAUUUCGGUGUUUUUUUUUUUAAUUGCGCUGGCAGGUUUAGUGAGCACGAAGUGGUCAAAAAGAAUCUAAAUCUAUUGCAGUUUCUGCUUUGCCAACAAGACCAAAAUGUCGGUUAACAUUGGGACUACAUCUUUUUUGGCCGUUUCCUUGGCCGUACUCACCUUGACUUGCUCAAAUACUUUUCAUAUGUCAUGUGUAAGUGCAGCACCCAAUGUAAGCGAACGACCUUCUGCAACUGUGGACAGUUUUUUGACUGCAUAUUACGACGACAUUUUGAGUAAAACGCUGAGUAAAAGAGCCAGCGAUGACGACACUGUAUUGAAGCAGCUGAAAAGUGAUGAUGAUGAUGAUGAGGAGGAGGAAGUGGUGGAUUUGAAGGACCAAAUGAUGGGCGAUCAGCCCCAGAUGGAAGAAACUGUGAACGGAGGCAGCAAUAGCAGUGAGGAUAUAGUGAGCGCAAGAGAUAGAACUAAGAGGAAUCUGGAGGACAGAUUGCGCAAAGAAAGCUGGAUGGAAUACCUGAAGUCGCAGAUUUUCUCUCAACUGCGUCGCAAAAAUUCAACAGCGUUCACAAAACCGCCCGAAGAAGACACCCUGACUGAUUUCAAUCUCACCCAAAUCAUCCCCAAGCUCUUGAAUACCACCAUUCUGGACGAUGAUCUGAUCACUGAAAAAAUCCGAAGCUUCUAUCCGCUAUGUGAAACUCCUGCUGAUCAAGACCAGUGGCGGGAAUCUGAUGAUGUGAUGAAUCUUUUCUUCAACUUGGACUACAAUACGGAUAACAAGAACAGCAACAUUGCCUCCGCUACGUUACGGCUCUAUCGGCUUCCUCAGAACAUCACCAAUCGAUCAGACGCAGGUGCAAAGGACGAUUGCAAAAACAACGAGAGCGUCGAAGAGGAGCGAUUGCUGCGGGUGUCUGCUUAUUGGUAUGCGAAGCUGCAGAAGAAGCGAAGAGUUAAGCGUCGUUUAUCCGAUAGUAAAGUGGUGCCAGAAACAUCGCGCUGGGUGGAAUUGAGCGUGAAACCAGCCACGAAAUCCUGGACAAAAGCCGGUGGCAGAAUGUUGGGUCUGGGCAUUUUGGUCGAAGAUCAAGAGGGCAAACCGCUCCGAGCCGACAAGUACUUCAAAGGACCAUCAUGCACGGUCGGCGUUUGUUUGGCAAAAAUUCGAGUUGCCUAAAAACUGAUUUAGAAAGAAAAAACUUUUAGUUCCAAUUUUUUUUUGGUGGUGUUAUUAAAGCUGCAGCAUCAGCGACAAAAUUUUCUUGAAAAAUAAAAAUUAUGACAAAGUUUACCAAAACAAAAAGAACGCUUCAGAUAAGCUUCGCCUGCGAGAGAUUCUAAAUGGUAAAAAUAGCAGGUUUGAUUUGUUUAGCCCACCUAAUUAUUGCAGUCUUAGCUUGCAAUAAAAAUCGGUUCAAUUCAACGGUUGUUGAAUGUACAGGGCAAUAGUUUUUUGCGUCCUCUUUUGUCAUGUUCCACUGGAGUUUAACGAAAUUUUAUUAGAUCUUCUGUUUGUUUCAGAAUAGUUUUUGUCUCUUUUUUUUGUUUUAUUCCAGUUAAUAGCAAAAUCGUUAAAUAAUGCUAUGCAAUUUUCGAAGGACUAGAAGAGUGUUAAACAAGUUUGUUUUUGGUUUUUUUGGUAGAAGUUUGUUGUUUGCCGUGAACAAAAAUCGGAGACGCUUUUAAUCGAUGGCUGUGCUUCGUCCAAAUUUGAAAAACAUAUCUGAAAAAUAGCUAAAAGUCGAGUCAUGUCCUCGGGAACUGUUGACUCAAAGGUGGGAAUUCCUCCAUCAAAAAACAUCUCUUUAAAACAGUCCAAAGAUUGGACCAGCAAAAAACUUCUAUUUCAUCUCUCUAACAUCUAAAAAACAGACUUAUGUUUUUAAGUCCUAUAAUCUCCUUCAUGUUCCCGAUUAAAAUUUGAAUCACUCUGUAAAACAUAUGCAUACUAUUUUGAGCGAAAUGUUCGCUUUUCGUCAUCAAUCAAUUGAGAGCGCCGUUCUUUCCCUAAAAUAUAAUUUACACCUUACCGCUGUCGCUUCUUAUAUUGAACACUCGCGUACGUAUUGAUCUAAAACCAAGUAAUUAAUUUAUAGUUAUUAAGAGUAUUCUUAGGACCAUUCAUAGCUGUUAGAGUAUAAUUAAGACAUAUCACUUAAGUAUAUAUUUAAAUGUUACAAACCAAAUAUGAAUAUCGAAAUUAUGUAACUCCGAAAAAUUGUUUGUAGUUAGUAGACACUCGAACGUACAUGUAUAGGAAUUUAAGUGUAUAUAAAAGCAGUGUAUAUACAAAUGUGGAACGGAAAAAGUCGCUAAGUACAGUUUUCUCGAUGCGUUUAAAGUGGGGAAUUUCUACUCUACAACGAUAAUUAUCCAUUUUCUAGUAUAGUCGAAAAUCACUAUUUAAACCAGCUUUUAGCUCACAUACUAGACAAAUAGGGCAUAUUCAGCUGCUUUUGCCAAUGUUGUUGAUUUUUGUUCUACCUAACUUGUUCCUGAAUUAUGUAUACGUACUUAAUUAAAUUUAGAUUUUCAUUAGAGUAACAACAGAUAAGUUUACUUAUUUAGCUUAGGCUUUAAUAGAUCAACCAAUUUGUAAAUAUUGUACAAUUAUGAAUAAAGUAAUUAAACACA
Molecule: messenger RNA, 2920 nt
Organism: Dendroctonus ponderosae (mountain pine beetle)
Lineage: Eukaryota; Metazoa; Arthropoda; Insecta; Coleoptera; Curculionidae
Source: RefSeq, a predicted model, not a curated record